AGCCCAUCCCAUCUCCCCGACGCCGCCCGCCCGCCCGCGCAGAGCUCGAUCCAUGGCUUAGCGGAGGAGGCGGUGGCGAGCGGGGGAGGGGGACUCUUAUUUUGUUAGGGGGACCGGGCCGAGGCCCGACCGGCCUGGCAGGGCUCGCCCGGGGCCGGGCGUCAUGUCUCAUGCGGCCGAGCCAGCUCGGGACGGCGUAGAGGCCAGCGCGGAGGGCCCUCGAGCCGUGUUCGUGCUGUUGGAGGAGCGCAGGCCGGCCGACUCGGCCCAGCUGCUCAGCCUGAACUCUUUGCUUCCGGAAUCCGGGAUUGUUGCUGACAUCGAAUUAGAAAACGUCCUUGAUCCUGACAGCUUCUACGAGCUCAAAAGCCAGCCCCUAUCGCUACGCUCAAGCCUCCCAAUAUCACUGCAGGCCACACCAGCCACCCCAGCUACACUCUCUGCAUCAUCUUCUGCAGGGGGCUCCAGGACCCCUGCCAUGUCGUCAUCUUCUUCAUCGCGGGUCUUGCUGCGGCAGCAGCUAAUGCGGGCCCAGGCCCAGGAGCAGGAGAGGCGUGAGCGUCGGGAACAGGCUGCAGCCUCUCCCUUCCCUAGUCCUGCACCUGCCUCUCCUGCCAUCUCUGUGGUCGGCGUCUCUGCUGGGGGCCACACAUUGGGUCGUCCUCCCCCUGCUCAGGUGCCCAGGGAGGUGCUCAAGGUACAGACCCAUCUGGAGAACCCGACGCGCUACCACCUGCAGCAGGCGCGCCGGCAGCAGGUGAAGCAGUACCUGUCCACCACACUUGGGCCCAAGCUGGCGUCCCAGGCCCUCACCCCACCACCGGGGGCUGCUAGUGCCCAGCCACUUCCCGCCCCUGAGGCUGCCCAUGCUACUGGCCCCACUGGCAGUGCUCCCAACAGCCCCAUGGCACUGCUUACCAUCGGGUCUAGCUCAGAGAAGGAGAUUGAUGAUGUCAUCGAUGAGAUCAUCAGCCUGGAGUCCAGUUACAACGAUGAGAUGCUCAGCUAUCUGCCUGGAGGCACCACGGGGCUGCAGCUCCCCAGCACGCUGCCUGUGUCAGGGAAUCUGCUUGAUGUGUACAGUAGUCAGGGUGUGGCCACGCCAGCCAUCACUGUCAGCAACUCCUGUCCAGCUGAGCUGCCGAAUAUCAAACGGGAGAUCUCUGAGACAGAGGCCAAGGCCCUUUUGAAGGAACGGCAGAAGAAAGACAAUCACAACCUGAUUGAACGUCGCAGGCGAUUCAACAUUAACGACAGGAUCAAGGAGUUGGGCACCCUCAUCCCCAAGUCCAGUGACCCGGAGAUGCGCUGGAACAAGGGCACCAUCCUGAAAGCCUCUGUGGAUUACAUCCGCAAGUUGCAGAAGGAGCAACAGCGCUCCAAAGACCUGGAGAGCCGGCAGCGAUCCCUGGAGCAAGCCAACCGCAGCCUGCAGCUCCGAAUUCAGGUCAGGCAGCCAGGCUGGCUUAGCUGGCUCCUCUACUCCAGUGGCUCUCAAGAAGGUACAAUCAGGGGAGGUGUGGACAGGACUGAGGACUCAUCUGAAAGCCAGACUGGGGAAGAAUCUGCUCCAUACUUGCACUCACAUGCAACUGUUUGGGGCAGUUCUCAGUUCUCUGCAGCCUGUUAAACAGAGGGCCUCAGUUCCUUGCUGGCUGUCAGCUGGAGGUGCACUCAGUCAUUACCAUGUGUGCCUUUCCUUCCAUGAGGCAGCUCACAGCAUAUGUACUUUGCUUCAUCAAAGUCAGCAAUAGAAGAGUCUGCUAGCAAAACAGAAGUUACUAUCUCUUGUAAUCUAAUCAUGGAAGUGACAUACCCUGACCAUUGAGGCAUUCUGUUGGUUAUAAGCAAGUUACUCACGGGAGAGGAUUACACAAGAUCAUGAAUAGCAGUAGGACCACUGGGGGGGACAUCUUAGAAGCUCCCUACCACAUUGGGUUGAGCUGUCAUAUCUUCUUGGUCUCCUCGGACAGUUUCUGUCUGCCCAUUGAGAAGGCCUAGACAUUGUGCUAUUCCAGAAGCAACAAGCACAUCUAGUACCUACAUCUUGGUUUCUAAAUGCCAUUCUCCAAUGAAGGGAACCAGGGCUCCUUGGAGAAAUGGCUGACUUUAAGGCCAGGGGAGGGAAACACAUGAUGAGCCUGGAGCACUGUGUGGUACCAGAAAGUAAGGAAGAAUCUAAACAAAAAAAGAUGGGAGUGUGUCAUAAAGAUGCAGGAGCCAACCUGAAAGAACUCCCAAUAACCAAAUAUGGAGCAAUUUGAGCAACAAAAAAAUGGUAGUGCUGUAUUGUAGUCCAAAAACUAAAUAUCCAUGAUUCCAUGCUUAUAUAUAUCAGUGAUAUAAUUGGGUAAGUAAAUAAAUGCUGGAGAUGGGACAACUCUUGCUUGCAUUAGAAUUCCAAAUAAUAAAUAUAGAAGGAAUGAGAUAAAUAGAAAAUUACCAUUAGAAUACCACAGUAAUACUUACUGGGGAGUGGAUCCACAGCUAAACGCUAAAUGUUAAAAUUAGUGGGCAGAAGAGAUAAACCCACGCACAUAUGAUCACCUUAUUUUUGAUAAACGGGGCAAGAAUAUACAACAGAGAAAAGACAGCCUCUUCAAUAAGUGGUGCUGGGAAAAGUGGACAGCUCCAUGUGAAAGAAUGAAAUUAGAACACUCUCUAACACCAUACACAAAAAUAAACUCAAAAUGGAUUAAAGACCUAAGUGUAAGGCCAGACACUAUAAACCUUUUAGAGGAAAACAUAUGCAGAACACUCUAUGACAUACAUCACAGCAAGAUCCUUUUUGACCCACCUCCUAGAGAAAUGGGAAUAAAAACAAAAAUAAACAAAUGGGACCUAAUGAAACUUUAAAGCUUUUGCACAGCAAAGGAAACCAUAAACAAGACCAAAAGACAACCCUCAGAAUGGGAGAAAAUAUUUGCAAAUGAAGCAACUGACAAAGGAUUAAUCUCCAAAAUUUACAAGUAGCUCAUGCAGCUCAAUAUCCAAAAAACAACCCAAUCCAAAAAUGGGCAGAAGACCUAAAUAGACAUUUCUCCAAAGAAGAUAUACAGAUGGCCAACAAACACAUGAAAGGAUGCUCAACAUCACUAAUCAUUAGAGAAAUGCAAAUCAAAACUACAAUGAGAUAUCAUCUCAUACUGGUCAGAAUGGCCAUCAUCAAAAAAUCUAGAAACAAUAAAUGCUGGAGGGGGUGUGGAGAAAAGGGAACCCUCUUGCACUGUUGGUGGGAGUAUAAAUUGAUACAGCCACUAUGGAGAACAGUAUGGAGGUUCCUUAGAAAACUAAAAAUAGAACUACAAUACGACUCAGCAAUCCCACUACUGGGCCUAUACCCUGAGAAGACCAUAAUUCAAAAAGUCAUGUACCACAAUGUUCAUUGCAGCUCUAUUUACAAUAGGCAGGGCAUGGAGGCAACCUAAGUGUCCAUCAACAGAUGAAUGGAUAAAGAAGAUGUGGCACAUAUAUACAAUGGAAUAUUACUCAGCCAUAAAAAUAAACGAAAUUGAGUUAUUUGUAGUGAGGUGGAUGGACCUACAGUCUGUCAUACAGAGUGAAAUAAGUCAGAAAGAGAAAGACAAAUACCGUAUGCUAACACAUAUAUAAGAAAUUUAAGGAAAAAAAUGUCAUGAAGAACCUAGGGGUAAGACGGGAAUAAAGACACAGACCUACUAGAGCAUGGACUUGAGGAUAUGGGGAGGGGGAAGGGUAAGCUGUGACAAAGUGAGAGAGUGUCAUGGACAUGUAUACACUACCAAAUGUAAAACCGGUAGCUAGUGGGAAGCAGCCGCAUAGCACAGGGAGAUCAGCUCGGUGCUUUGUGACCACCU
Molecule: messenger RNA, 3836 nt
Organism: Lagenorhynchus albirostris (white-beaked dolphin)
Lineage: Eukaryota; Metazoa; Chordata; Mammalia; Artiodactyla; Delphinidae
Gene: TFE3
Product: transcription factor binding to IGHM enhancer 3
Exons: 10
Coding region: 164-1630 (488 amino acids)
Biological process (GO): regulation of transcription by RNA polymerase II; regulation of osteoclast differentiation; humoral immune response
Cellular component (GO): nucleus
Molecular function (GO): protein dimerization activity; RNA polymerase II cis-regulatory region sequence-specific DNA binding; DNA-binding transcription factor activity, RNA polymerase II-specific
Source: RefSeq, a predicted model, not a curated record